AUGGCGGACCCCAAGAUCUACACGGUCGGCUGGAUCUGUGCCAUUAAGCCCGAGAUCGUCGCCGCCCGAGCCUUCCUGGACGAAGAACACAAAGAGCCCAUGACAUCCUUCCAGCACGACAACAACUCUUAUACCCGAGGGAAGAUGGCAAACCACAACGUGGUGAUCGCAGCUUUGCCUAAGUGGGAGUACGGCACAACAACGGCUGCAACGGUUGCGAGAGACAUGCUUCGCACAUUCCCAAACAUCCGAAUCGGGCUGAUGGUCGGCGUUGGCGGCGGGGUUCCAAGCCAUGAGCAUGACAUACGCCUCGGAGACGUCGUGGUUGCCAGUCGUGACCGCAAGACAGGCGGGGUUUUCCAGUAUGACUACGGCAGAAGGAUGCAGGAUCAGCCUUUCGAGACAACAGGCGCCUUGAACCAGCCACCACAGUCAAUACUGACAGCUGUGGCCAGUCUAGAGAGCACUUUCGAGUUGGAGGGCCAUCAACUUAACGAUGCCGUGGACGGGGCCUUAAAUCGGCGACCUCGGCUUCGAAAGUCCUACUGUCGUCCGCCUGCAGACCAUGACCGGCUUUUCAAGUCUAGUAUCACCCACUCAUCUGGAAACUGUUCCAAAAAGUGCAAUGCCGAUCCGUCGAACUUGGUUUCUCGACCCGAAAGAGGGGAAGACGACGACAACCCUGCAAUCCACUACGGAUUGAUCGCCUCCGCAAACCAAUUGAUGAAGGAUGCAAAAGAAAGAGACUUGGCGGCAGAGGAGGGCGUGCUUUGUUUCGAGAUGGAAGCUGCAGGCCUGAUGAACCAUUUUCCAUGUCUGGUGGUCCGCGGCAUCUGCGACUACUCAGACACCCAUAAGAACCAGGACUGGCAAGGCUUCGCAGCUAUGAUGGCCGCUGCAUACGCAAAGGAUCUUUUGCAUCAGAUCCCACCUAACAAGGUUGAGAUGGAAACAAGACUUGCAGAAAUUUUGGAGUCUAUUGAAGUGAAACAGACCCAGCAACUUCAGACCAUUAACGAAACAAAAGGCACGGUCGAGGCGAUAAAAUCUGACGGCCAUAAUGCAAAUAUUAAGAAUUGGCUUAAACCCCCUGAUACAUCCAUCAACUCCAACCGCGCGAGGGAACUUCGUCACGAAGGAACUGGCGCCUGGUUCCUCAAUAGCACCGCCUUCAAAGAGUGGAAACUCGGGUCGCGUCGGCAUUUGUGGCUGCAUGGGAUACCAGGAUGUGGCAAGACCAUUCUUAGCACCACGGUCCUCGAUGAUCUGACGAAGCUGAACGAUCGCAUCACGCUUAAUUUCUUCUUUGACUUUAGCGAUACUAGAAAAACAAAGCUGGACGAUAUGUUACGCUCGCUUACCUUUCAACUCUACCAGCAACAGGACGAAUAUGCAAGAGUAGUCGACAGUCUCUUCGAAACUCACGACAAGGGUCAAAGACAGCCCGCAACGGAGACGCUGGCUGGCUCUCUUCGCGCCAUGAUGAAGAUUUCGGCUGGUAUCUUCAUCGUCUUGGAUGCCCUGGACGAAUGCGCCGUGAGAGACAAGCUGCUUGCAUGGAUGGAGACCUUCUUGUCCGAUCCCGAUCUGUCCCGCGUUCAACUGAUUGCUACCGGCCGGCCAGAAGCAGAGUUCCAGCGUGGCAUUCCCGGCGUCAUUGGCGAAGGAAACUGCGUCUCGCUCAGCAAGGAGCCUGUCAACGCCGAUAUCCGCUCCUACGUCAAGGAGAGGGUUGAGAACAGCCCAGGGUUCAGGGAUUGGGCCUCGUAUCCGGAUGUGCUUAGGGAGAUCGAGGAUGAGGUCGGCAGCAAAGCAGACGGAAUGUUUAGAUGGGCCGCAUGCCAGCUGGAUAGCCUCCAGACGUGCCUCGAUUACGAAGGAAUCCAGGCCGCUCUCAAGUCUCUACCCCGCGAUCUGAACGAGACAUACGACCGCAUCAUCCAGAACAUUCCAUCCGAGCGCAAGAAAAAGGCUGUUCGGCUGCUGCAGUUUCUGGUGCAUGCCGAGCGGCCUUUGACGCUCCAGGAGGCCGUGGAUAUAAUAGCCGUCCGGCUUGACAAUACCCCACGAUACUUCGAUGGCAAAUACAGGCUACCUUCUCCGGCUAACAUUACGAAAUUUUGUCCAAGCCUAGUAUCGAUUAUCCGAGUUUCGACUGACGCCACAGUAGUAGAAGAACUACAGCUGGCCCACUUCUCGGUUAAGGAGUAUCUGUUAGAGCAGAAAGUCGAGGGGUUUCGCUAUACAGAGGCUAGCAUCAGCAUCACGCUCACCUGCCUCACAUACCUCGCCAGCAUAAAAGAGUAUCACAAUGCAGAAAUGAGGUCAUGGUUCCCGUUCGCAAAUUAUGCAGCAGAGGUCUGGAUGGACCACGCCAGACCGGCUGAAGAUUCAGAAGAUGUCGUUACAACAACGGUGCGCUUUUUGUGGAACGAGACGACGUUUAGGCUGUGGGCUAGCCUGUUCCAACCUGACAGGGAAUGGGAUAACAACCCAGGAUUUCCCACAGCGGCCUGCCUUUACUUUGCAUGCUUCAAGGGCCUCACAGCUAGCACUAGAAGCCUACUAGACAAGGGGGCGGAUAUCAAUGCUGAUGGCGGAGAGUAUGGCAAUGCUCUCCAAGCCGCUUCGUAUGGAGGCUACCAGGAGAUUGUGCGGAUGCUCUUGGAUAAGGGGGCGGAGGUCAAUGCUGAGGGCGGAGAGUAUGGCAACGCUCUCCAAGCCGCUUCAUCCAGAGGCCACCAGGAGAUUGUACGGAUGCUCUUGGAUAAGGGGGCGGAUGUUAAUUCUGAGGGCGGAGAGUAUAGCAACGCUCUCCAAGCCGCUUCAUCUGAAGGCUACCAGGAGAUUGUGCGGAUGCUCUUGGAUAAGGGGGCGGAGGUUAAUGCUGAGGGCGGAGAGUAUGGCAACGCUCUCUAUAUCGCUUCAGAUAGAGGCUACCAGGAGAUUGUGCAGAUGCUCUUGGAUAAGGGGGCGUCUGUCAAUGCUGAGGGCGGCAUUUAUGGCAACGCUCUCCAAGCCGCUUCAUUUAGAGGCCACCAGGAGAUUGUGCGGAUGCUCUUGGAUAAGGGGGCGUCUGUCAAUGCUGAGGGCGGAGAGUAUGGCAACGCUCUUCAAGCCGCUUCAUCUGAAGGCUACCAGGAGAUUGUGCGGAUGCUCUUGGAUAAGGGGGCGGAUGUUAAUGCUAAGGGCGGUUAUUAUGGCAACGCUCUUCAAGCCGCUUCAUCCAGAGGCCACCAGGAGAUUGUACGGAUGCUCUUGGAUAAGGGGGCGGAUGUUAAUGCUAAGGGCGGUUAUUAUGGCAACGCUCUUCAAGCCGCUUCAUCCAGAGGCCACCAGGAGAUUGUACGGAUGCUCUUGGAUAAGGGGGCGGAUGUUAAUGCUAAGGGCGGAGAGUAUGGCAACGCUCUUCAAGCCGCUUCAUAUGGAGGCUACCAGGAGAUUGUGCGGAUACUCUUGGAUAAGGGGGCGGAUGUCAAUGCUAAGGGCGGAGAGUAUGGCAACGCUCUUCAAGCCGCUUCAUCUGAAGGCUACCAGGAGAUUGUACGGAUGCUCUUGGAUAAGGGGGCGGAUGUUAAUGCUAAGGGCGGCUUUUAUGGCAACGCUCUUCAUGCCGCUUCAUCCAGAGGCCACCAGGAGAUUGUGCGGAUACUCUUGGAUAAGGGGGCGGAGGUCAAUGCUGAGGGCGGAGAGUAUGGCAACGCUCUUCAAGCCGCUUCAUCCAGAAGCCACCAGGAGAUUGUACAGAUGCUCUUGGAUAAGGGGGCGGAUGUUAAUGCUAAGGGCGGUUAUUAUGGCAACGCUCUUCAAGCCGCUUCAUCCAGAGGCCACCAGGAGAUUGUACGGAUGCUCUUGGAUAAGGGGGCGGAUGUUAAUGCUAAGGGCGGUUAUUAUGGCAACGCUCUUCAAGCCGCUUCAUCCAGAGGCCACCAGGAGAUUGUACGGAUGCUCUUGGAUAAGGGGGCGGAUGUUAAUGCUAAGGGCGGAGAGUAUGGCAACGCUCUUCAAGCCGCUUCAUAUGGAGGCUACCAGGAGAUUGUGCGGAUACUCUUGGAUAAGGGGGCGGAUGUCAAUGCUAAGGGCGGAGAGUAUGGCAACGCUCUUCAAGCCGCUUCAUCUGAAGGCUACCAGGAGAUUGUGCGGAUGCUCUUGGAUAAGGGGGCGGAUGUCAAUGCUGAGGGCGGAGAGUAUGGCAACGCUCUCCAAGCCGCUUCAUCCAGAGGCCACCAGGAGAUUGUACGGAUGCUCUUGGAUAAGGGGGCGGAUGUUAAUUCUGAGGGCGGAGAGUAUAGCAACGCUCUCCAAGCCGCUUCAUCUGAAGGCUACCAGGAGAUUGUGCGGAUGCUCUUGGAUAAGGGGGCGGAUGUCAAUGCUAAGGGCGGUUAUUAUGGCAACGCUCUUCAAGCCGCUUCAUCUGAAGGCUACCAGGAGAUUGUACGGAUGCUCUUGGAUAAGGGGGCGGAUGUUAAUGCUAAGGGCGGAGAGUAUGGCAACGCUCUUCAAGCCGCUUCAUCCAGAAGCCACCAGGAGAUUGUACAGAUGCUCUUGGAUAAGGGGGCGGAUGUUAAUGCUAAGGGCGGUUAUUAUGGCAACGCUCUUCAAGCCGCUUCAUCCAGAGGCCACCAGGAGAUUGUACGGAUGCUCUUGGAUAAGGGGGCGGAUGUUAAUGCUAAGGGCGGUUAUUAUGGCAACGCUCUUCAAGCCGCUUCAUCCAGAGGCCACCAGGAGAUUGUGCGGAUGCUCUUGGAUAAGGGGGCGGAUGUCAAUGCUAAGGGCGGAGAGUAUGGCAACGCUCUUCAAGCCGCUUCAUCUGAAGGCUACCAGGAGAUUGUGCAGAUGCUCUUGGAUAAGGGGGCGUCUGUCAAUACUAAGGGCGGCUUUUAUGGCAACGCUCUUCAUGUCGCUUCAUCCAGAGGCCACCAGGAGGUUGUGCGGAUACUCUUGGAUAAGGGGGCGGAGGUCAAUGCUGAGGGCGGAGAGUAUGGCAACGCUCUUCAAGCCGCUUCAUCCAGAAGCCACCAGGAGAUUGUACAGAUGCUCUUGGAUAAGGGGGCGGAUGUUAAUGCUAAGGGCGGUUAUUAUGGCAACGCUCUUCAAGCCGCUUCAUCCAGAGGCCACCAGGAGAUUGUACGGAUGCUCUUGGAUAAGGGGGCGGAUGUUAAUGCUAAGGGCGGUUAUUAUGGCAACGCUCUUCAAGCCGCUUCAUCCAGAGGCCACCAGGAGAUUGUACGGAUGCUCUUGGAUAAGGGGGCGGAUGUUAAUGCUAAGGGCGGAGAGUAUGGCAACGCUCUUCAAGCCGCUUCAUAUGGAGGCUACCAGGAGAUUGUGCGGAUACUCUUGGAUAAGGGGGCGGAUGUCAAUGCUAAGGGCGGAGAGUAUGGCAACGCUCUUCAAGCCGCUUCAUCUGAAGGCUACCAGGAGAUUGUGCGGAUGCUCUUGGAUAAGGGGGCGGAUGUCAAUGCUGAGGGCGGAGAGUAUGGCAACGCUCUCCAAGCCGCUUCAUUUAGAGGCCACCAGGAGAUUGUGCAGAUGCUCUUGGAUAAGGGGGCGGAUGUCAAUUCUCUCUAG
Colletotrichum aenigma is the source of this 5568-nucleotide messenger RNA. Its product is annotated as Serine/threonine-protein phosphatase 6 regulatory ankyrin repeat subunit B. The record is from RefSeq and is a predicted model, not a curated record. Bases 1 to 5568 code for a protein of 1855 amino acids. Gene Ontology annotation, molecular function: protein binding; catalytic activity. NCBI's taxonomy places the organism in Eukaryota, Fungi, Ascomycota, Sordariomycetes, Glomerellales, Glomerellaceae. The transcript is spliced from 3 exons. Gene Ontology annotation, biological process: nucleoside metabolic process.